CUCACCUUAUUGAUCAGGUCGACUUGGCUUGAGCUAACCACCCUCCAAAGACGAUCGCUUACCAUAGUCUUUUGCAAAAUCCACGCGGGCUCUAAUCUUUAUCCCUCCUACUUGCUUAACCGCUUACAGCCCGCCUCCUGCUUGCUUAAGCAGGUAGAGGCAUCCGAUAAUGGCCACGCAAUCACGUCCCAAAUGCCCUCGUCCACGUACGCAUCGAUAUUGGCCCUGCUUGCUUCACCUUUAAUGAUCCUGCUUUGCUUAAGCAGGUAACUGACGUAGUAGAGAGGCAUCCAAUGCACGCAAUUCGUCCGAAACACACCGAUAAUGGUCCUGCUUGCUUGACUUAAUGACCCUGCUUGCUUAAGGAGGUAGCUGACGUAGUAGAGAGGCCCAACACUCAUCCUGCCAUUAUCCUAGAAAUUGUAGUACCGCGCACCAGACUGCUCUCCUAGCACCGGUUCAGAGAUUUGAUACUUCCCGAGAGCAAGUCUUCCAUCGCCACCAUACCAACGACGAAACGAGCUUGGUUAAGCAAGCACCUCUCAUAGUAGAGGGGAUGAUGAUGCUCUUUGCCUUUGGGCGCCGCUUUUGCUGCCAUUUCGCAAGAGCCUUUCGGUGGAGAAAAGGGCUGCGCCACCAGGCUGCUCUCGUAGCACCGGUUCGCAGAUUUGAUACUUCCCGAGAGCAAGUCUUCCAUCGCCACAUACCAACGAUGAGACGACAAGCACCUCUCAUAGUAGAGGGGAUGAUGAUGCUCUCUGCCUUUGGGCGCCACUUUAGUUUUGGUGGAGAAAAGGGCUGCGAGGGUUUAUUUUGUUUGGGAGUUGCCGAGUAGGGUAAGGCUCUAGGGUUUUAAUUAGUCCAAGAGUACUUGUGGAAAUUCACACCUGCGAGUGAGUUUAAUCUGAAACUCAAUUAAUAUCUGUAACUUGAUCCAGCGAUGAUACGGCGGAACUUGAUCCAGGGGUAUAAUAGUCAUUUUGACUUUUAGGAAGAGUGGGGUGUAACACAUUCCAUCGCGUGUUGCGGGCAAUUCUAAGGCUGAAUAAGAUGCUCAUGAAGAAGCCCGAACCAAUUCCAGCUGACUUAACCAACAAUAGGUGGAAAUACUUUAAGAGUUGCUUAGGAGCACUUGAUGGCACUCACAUUGAUGCCAAUCCACUAAAGGAAGAACAAACAAAGUAUCGAGAUAGGAGUGGAGAUCUGACAAUAAAUUGUCUGGAAGUGUGCACACUGAACUUGGAGUUCAUUUACUACCUCGCUGGUUGGGAAGGAUCUGCACAUGAUGCACGUGUGUUAAGGGAUGCUUUGAAUAGGCCAAAUGGACUUUUUGUGCCUCAAGGAUGUUACUAUUUAUGUGAUCAUGGUUAUGGCAACAUUCCUGGGUUCUUGACCCCCAUCCGGGGCCAAGAUACCAUGUUGAUGGACAACAACGUCUUCCUUUAACCGCUGAGGCAUACUACAAUUGGAGGCAUGCACAAGCUAGGAACGUUAUUGAACGAAUUCUUGGCAUCAUGAAGAUGAGAUUGGCGAUUCUUAGAGAUGGAACUUGGUUUUCUAUACCGGUUGUCGCACAGAUCAUUGUAGCCUGCUGUUUGCUCCAUAAUUACAUUAAAAGGGAACAUGGUGCUGACAUUUAUGAAAGAACUUACCGAGAUCAAGCAACUUUGGAACCUGAAGUUGUUGAAGUUGAACAUGCUGGUAUUUUUGGAACCGACCGAAUGAAGCAUGGAAUCAGUU
Messenger RNA from Linum trigynum, 1740 nucleotides. Lineage: Eukaryota; Viridiplantae; Streptophyta; Magnoliopsida; Malpighiales; Linaceae. The record is from the annotation of a GenBank genome assembly.